AUCUGGAGGGAGCUAAAAGCGAGUGGGCGGACAUACAAACUGCCCCCCGGUAGCUCGAUCGAGACACGGUGGAAAUUCAUCCCACCAGGCGGGAGCGCGGCUGGCACGGAGGGCAAGGACUACUUCUUGGGCGAGGACCGCGUUCUCGCCCACUACGCCCGUCGUGCUAGCUUGGAUAGCGACGAUGACGACGCAGAAGAAGCUGAUGAUUCAGAAGAUGACCUGAACCAGGUCGAAGACGACGACGACCCAGACGACUUCGGCGGCCUUGUUUCCGGUGAUGAGCCUAUGGAAGACGAUCUCGUCGAUGAAGAUGAAUCGGAUGUUGAAGAACACGGCUGCGACGACCCACCGGAGGAAGACGAAGUUGAAGAUGAAGACCCCAACUCCCUUGCGGCUAUUUCCGAACGCCAUUUUGCAGAGACGUUUCUCGAGUCGCUGGGUGGAGCUGAGAAGGUGCUGGCUGGUGACGUUGUGGGCAAGGACCUGGAGAAUCUACGAGCACACGCCACAACAGGAUGGUCCGAGCCGAUCAACCCGGACGUGUACGAACACCUCCAACCCCCGUACGAGCCUGUUGGUGACGAGAAUAGCUACCCAGACUUGAGGAAUGAACCGUUUGGCCCCACGCCAGAAGCAAUGAAGUGCGGAGAUUCACCACUUGCUCUUUUCUUCUUCUUCAUGCCCGUGGCUCUAUCGCAGCAUAUUGCCGUUUGCUGUAACAACUACAAGCAUGGACAGCUUGAAUCGCGAGUGGAGGCGUACAUUGAGCGACGCGAAAAGAUGCUACGCCGC
Messenger RNA from Phytophthora sojae, 795 nucleotides. RefSeq lists its product as hypothetical. The record is from RefSeq and is a predicted model, not a curated record. Lineage: Eukaryota; Oomycota; Peronosporomycetes; Peronosporales; Peronosporaceae. The transcript has 3 exons. The annotation marks the transcript as partial.